This is a messenger RNA of Pristis pectinata (smalltooth sawfish), 5026 nucleotides long. RefSeq lists its product as uncharacterized. The coding region runs from base 8 to 4207 and encodes 1399 amino acids. The record is from RefSeq and is a predicted model, not a curated record. Lineage: Eukaryota; Metazoa; Chordata; Chondrichthyes; Rhinopristiformes; Pristidae. The transcript has 22 exons. Gene Ontology annotation, molecular function: zinc ion binding; protein binding.
GCAGGUUAUGAGUUUGAUCGACGUGGCAAUUUGCCCCAUCUGCCUUGAUUUCUUCACCGGUCCGAUUACACUGGACUGCGGGCACAACUUCUGCCGCUCUUGUAUCACACAAUGUUGGGACAAGGAGGAGAGAAUCACCUGCCCGGAAUGUAGAGAGGAGUUUGCAGAACGUAGCCUCAGGCUAAAUCGGACCUUGGCGACUCUGGCUGAGAAGGCUCAAAAAAUUAACCUGAAUCCGAAAGAGAAAGAGAGGAAAUUUCACUGCGAGGAACAUCAUGAGGACCUGAAGCUGUUCUGUGAAACUGACAAGAAACUGAUCUGUUAUUCUUGUGUAGCUACGCGGGAACACAGAGAGCACCACUUCCUGUCGAUUGAAGAAGCGGUUGACAUCUACAAGGAUCAGGUGAAAUCUUCCUUGGCGUCCCUUUCGCAGAAGAAAUCGGAGAUUCUGGACAAGGAAGUGCGACAGAAGAGGAAGAUUUCCAGAGUUAGGGAAGAUUCGCGCAGACUGCAGACCCACAUCGCAUCUGAGUUCGCUAAACUGCACCAAAUUCUCACAGAGAAAGAGCAGCGUUUAAUCAGAGAUCUGAGCGAAGAGGAGGAAAGGAUAUUGAGUAUAAUGGAGGAAAAUCUACGACGCAUUCAAGAUAAUUUAAGUUCUGUUCAGAACAAAUUCUCAACAUUGCAGAAACAGUUAGAUCAAAAUGACAGUCUGAUCUUUCUUAAGGAGGAAGUUUGUUGGAAGCGCAGGGUCAGCAACUCUGAUCACUCGGUGUCUGUAGCCGAGAGUGCCUUGUCUAUGGAAAAGUUCAAUGGCCCUUUGCAGUACAUGGUGUGGAGAGAAAUGAUUGACGCUAUUAACCCAGCUCCAGCCUCUCUGACUGUGGAUCCGAACACAGCGAAUCCCUGGCUCAUUGUGUCUGAGGACCGGACCAGUGUCAGACUCGGAGCAAAACGGCAGCGGGUGCCGGCCAUCCCGGAGAGGUUCGAUCCUUGCCCCUGUGUUCUGGGGUCGCAGGGAUUCCGAGCAGGGAGACACUACUGGGAGGUGGAGGUGAGGGGGAAGUCUGAGUGGGAGAUUGGGGUGGCCCGGGAGUCCGUGGAAAGAAAAGGGGAAUUCACCCUGAGCCCCGAGACCGGACACUGGACCGUGGGGCUGGAGCCCGACGGUGACUUAGUUGCUUUUACUUCCCCCUCUGAGACGCCCCUCACCCCGAGAGUGAAGCCCCGCAAGAUCGGGGUGUUCCUCGACUAUGAGGGCGGCCAGGUGUCAUUCUACAACGCGGACAACAUGUCUCAUCUCCACACUUUCAUCCAAACAUUCACUGGGAGAAUCUUCCCCAUCUUCAAUCCGGGCCUGAAUGUCGACGGAAACAACUCCUCUCCGCUGACAAUAAGUGAAGAAAUCAAGACGGUUGGGUCGAAUUGCCUCUUCGCUCAAACUCGCAAACUGCUGACUGUUACAAACCCCCCACGGGGAGCGGGGACAGAGUGCGGGCACCGAGUUCUGCUUGAGGAGGGUCUCGGCCGGAGGGGAAGCGGCUGCUCCAGGGCUGAUCAGCGGGAGCCAGUGAAAGGGAAACCCGCUGCCCCGGGCCGGCCCACGGCCCCCGAGGACGGCUCCGGCGGAGGCUUCGCUUCGUUCCCGGAGCCGGAGCGGCGAGUCUGUCCGCUCAGGGGACUGGGGAGAGCGGGAGCUCCUGCAGGUCGGGGAGGCGGCAGUCGGUGUCUCCUCGGGGAAACUGGCCGGGUCCUGGGGUUUGUGACGGGCGGGAAUUGGCUGCGAGGCGGUCUGGGGAGCGAACCCCAGAUUCAGAUGAAGGGAUACCAUGGAGAUGGAAUCCGGCUUGUGUGUAAAUCCAGUGGGUGGUACCCUGAGCCAGAGAUCCUGUGGGUCAGUGAGGAUGGACAUACUGUCAUUGUCUCAUUCACUGGUCUUUACUCUACAGAUGAUCUCUUCCCUGGUGUUUCGGAGUGGGUCCUGCCACUGGUCCUGAGCAUUUGUCUUCUGAUUGCCGCUAACUCUGCUGUGAUUUAUUGGAAUGUGAAACAAAACAGACGCAUCAAAGUGUCUGUGACCCUAGAUGUGGAAACGGCGCAUCCGGAGCUCGAGGUGUCUGAGGAUCUGAAGAGUGUGAGAUGGACCAAGACCCGGAGGGAUCUCCCUGACACCGGGAAGAGGUUCACAGUCCGGUGCUCUGUGCUGGGAUCGGAGGGAUUCACAUCAGGGAGACAUUACUGGGAGGUGGAGGUGGCAGGGAAUCAGUGGUGGAGGCUGGGAGUCGCUGCAGAGUCUGUGGAGAGGAAUGAACGGGUCAAACUGAGACUGCAGACUGGAUACUGGAGCAUCGAAUGGAUUGGUGAUGAGUUUCAUGUGAACACCUCCCCUCGAUCCAGUCUCCCUGCUGAUCCCAUCCCUGGGAGGAGACCACAUCGCGAGCACCAAACACAGUCCACCGGAUCGGAAGGAGUGCAGGGGAAUCACGGCUUCAUUUGCAAGGCGCGGAGCUUCGAGGGAAGUGAAGGCAGCGCCUCUCGCUCCGCGUUCCGCAUCGUCCGUCUCCAGUUCGGUCAAGGCCCUGUGAACUCCCUGAUCAAUGUGUACGUCUCACCCGUGCUGACCGAGGGGCUGGCUGUCCACCAGCAGCUCCCACCACUGCUGGCAACAUCCCUACCGGUCAUUCUGACCGGGGACUUCAACUCACAGUCGCAACAACUUGGUCGUGUCCGGGCGGCUCAGGAUGUGAAUGCAGGCAGGCACCAUUUUAGUUUGAUCACAGUGAAUUCAGUGAGUCCAUUGACACGGAGGGUCAUCUCUCGUGUGCUGUGUGUCACGAUCUGUUUAAAGAUCCUGUCUCGAUCGACUGUGAUCGGUUUCUGCCGAUCCUGUAUUACUCAGCACUGGGAGAGCGCCGGCACUGUCGCCUGUCCCAUCUGUAGAAGGAAGUCUUCCUCCAAAUUCCUGAGGCCAAAUCGCAGCCUCUCCAGCAUCAUGGAGUUCUUUUCAAAAAGGGAAACAAGUCAGCAGCAAUGCAGCCGCCACAAGCAGAUGCUGACGUUGUUUUGUCAGACCGACAAGCAGCUCCUCUGUGUGCUCUGUCAACAUUCAAAGCACCAUCGCGGCCACGAGCUGUUGCUGCUGGAAGAGGCUGUGCAGGAGUUCAAGGAGGAACUGCAAACCUCACUGAAGCCAAUCCUGGACAAGAAGGAGGAAUGUGCUGCUGUAAGAAGUGAUGCUGAGAAAACACUCACCAACAUUCAGGACCAGGGUGUAAUGGCAGAGAAACAGAUUAAAGCAGAAUUUGAAAAACUGCACCAGUUUCUCCGUGACCAAGAGAGGAUUGCGUUGGAAGAUCUCAAACUGGAGAGAGAGAAAAGCUGCCGGGAGAUGAAGGAGAAGAUUGCGGAGGCAACAGAAGUCAUCUCAUCACUUUCAGACACCAUUCAGCAUGUUGAACAAGGGCUGAAGGAAGAGGACAACAUCAAGUUUUUAAUGCAAUAUCCAGAAACCCAGAAAAGAGCAAAGCGAACCGUGCCAGAGCUGCAGAAGGUUUACCCGUUAAUAAAUGUGGGCAAGCACAUUGGUUCCCUGCAGUACAGAGUGUGGGAGAAGAUGCUGACGGUGAUCAAUACAGCUCCGGUCACCCUCGACCCCAAUACAGCCUCUCCUCGCCUUCUGCUGUCUGACGAUCUGAGAACCGUGAGAAACACCGGGAAACGGAGGGAGCUUCCCGACAACCCACAGAGGUUUGAUCCCAGUGUGGGUGUCCUGGGAUCGGAGGGAUUCACAUCAGGGAGACAUUCCUGGGACGUGGAGGUGGGGAACAAGACUCGUUGGGACUUGGGCGUGGCCAAGGAGUCUGUCAACAGGAAGGGAGACAUCUUCCUGAGUCCUGGUAACGGAUAUUGGGCGGUGAUACUGAGAGACGGGACAGAGUUCUGGGCCUGUACUAAACCACGGAAACGCUUAGAGCUGAGCGUCCGCCCGAGAAAGAUCCGAGUCUUCCUGGAUUAUGGAGGAGGGAAGGUGUCCUUUUAUAACCCGGGUAACUUGUCCCAUAUCUACACUUUCACCGGUACAUUCACUGAGAAACUAUAUCCUUACUUCUCUGCGGGCAGUAACCGCGACGGUAAGAAUUCGGACCCGCUGACAAUCUGUCCCCGCAGAGUAACAAUCCAGGAGGAUGCGGAUCCAACCCGUGAAUAAAACGGCUGCCAGCGCCGGGCACAACAUUCCCAGACCUUGUAUCCCUGGGGAGCCCUCACAGGAAGCCUGCGGAUAGUUGGACAAUUGCAGCGAGCAGCCGAUAAUCCGCCCGGGACUCAGCGGGAGAGUGCGGGAUCCCGGCAGUGGUGCAGGGUCCGGGAAACCUCACUGACAUCAGCAGGGAGAGUCCGGGGAACCCGGAGCAUAAAUCCCAGCAGUAAUCCCAAUAUCUGCUCCUUCCCGCAAAUUAUCUGUUCAUGUUCUCUGUUUCUAACCAUAAAAUGUCGGAGUAUCAGUGACCUGCUGCCUUAAGGUUCCUGUUCAGCGAAGCGGGGCGGCGGGGCCCAAGAUGGCGCCGGGCCUUCGUCUUCCCCGAGUGACGGGGAGAACCCGUGCGCGGGAAAGGUUCGUUGACGUCGCGGAAACGUCAUUUCCGUUUUCGGUGGGCGGGAACCGUCCCUGUUAAACGGCGGGAGAAUAAACCAGUUUUGAGGACAGGACAGCGCAGGAACAGGCCCUUCGGCCCACAGCGGCCGUGCCGACCACCAUGCCAAUGCAAACUGCACAUCUGCCUGCAUGUGGUCUCUCUCCCUCCAUUCCCUGCCUGUGCACGGGGCUGUCUAAAUGCCCCCUGAACAUUGCCACGGUAUCUGCCUCCCCCGGCAGCGGGUUCCAGUCACUCCUCAGCCCUGUGCACAGGAGGAUCCCAAAGAUUCCUGACUCUCUGCCAGAAGUAAUUCCUCCUCAUCUCCGUCUGAAAUCGACAACCCUUUAUCGCUUCACCGGUGUUGCAAUAAAGUUGACAUUGAUUUCAACCUA